CUCCCGCCCGAUUAUCCACACUCAACCGACGCCGUUUCUGUCUCUUCCUUUCCUUCGCCUGUUCGCCACCUGGCAUACAUAAAUAUCUCCAGUUCUUGCUUCUUCUAUUCCCCCCAUUCUGCUUGCAAUCUGAUUUCGGGUGCGUGAUUUUCACUUGCGGGUUUCCAAAAGUCACCAACUUUCAUUGCUACGAGGAAGAUGUAAGUUUUGGGUUCUUGAUUUCCUUUUCCCCUCUCGUAAAGUUCCUUCCUUUUUUAUGGGUUUUUUCAGGUGAUUUCUUCUUCCGAGAUUUUCCUUGUUCCUUGCCGAGAUCUAGAUUCGCUUUGAACCUUAUGAUCCCUGUUUUGUACUGGGAAUUGUUUUCACUCCAUGUAUCUGUAAUGGGUACCAAUUGUUUUGUGUUUGCUCGACUCCCGAGGGUGUGAAUUUGACUGAAUUUCGUUUGUUUUUAAUGCCAGAGACCUGAGAUUACAACAAUGGUGAAAGAGACAGCUUACUAUGACAUUUUGGGUGUCAAUGUGGACGCCUCAGCAGCUGAUAUCAAGAAGGCUUACUACAUCAAGGCAAGAAUCGUUCAUCCCGAUAAAAACCAUGGUGAUCCAAAGGCUGCUGAAAACUUUCAGAAACUUGGAGAGGCGUAUCAGGUGUUAAGUGAUCCAGAGAAGCGUGAAGCUUACGACAAACAUGGAAAGGACGGCUUAUCACAGGAUGCCAUGGUGGACCCUGCAGCUGUAUUUGGAAUGCUGUUUGGCAGCGAGUUUUUUGAAGAAUAUAUCGGCCAGCUUGCUCUGGCUUCAAUAUCGACGAUUGAAAUUGAAGACAAUUUGGAUCCUGAAACCCACAGGCAGAGAGUUCAGGAAAAGAUAAAGGCAAUGCAAAAGGAGAGGGAAGAAAAGCUAAUAACAAAUCUUAAGAAUCUUAUUGAACCAUUUGUUGAAGGACGGGUGGAUGAAUUUGUAAACUGGGCGAAUUCUGAGGCAGUACGGCUUUCUGGAGCUGCAUUUGGUGAAGCUAUGCUGCACACUAUUGGCUAUAUAUAUACGCGUAAAGCUGCUAGAGAGAUUGGAAAGGACAAUCGGUACAUGAGAGUACCAUUUUUAGCGGAGUGGGUACGUGAUAAAGGACACCAAAUGAAGUCACAAGUUAUGGCAGCGUCAGGUGCUGUCUCUUUAAUCCAGAUACAGGAGGAAUUGAAGAAACUGAACCAAGCGGAGAACAAGGAAGAGAACUUGAUGAAAGCUGUUGAAGACAGGAAGGACGCUAUGCUCCAAUCUCUUUGGCAGAUCAAUGUGGUUGAUAUCGAGACUACUUUAUCUCGUGUCUGCCAAGCUGUGCUCAAAGACCCUUCUGUGUCCAAGGAUGUUCUUCGACUGCGAGCCAAAGCAUUGAAGAAACUAGGAACAGUCUUCCAAGGUGCCAAAGGUCCUUACUGCAGGGAAAACAGUUUGCGCCACGAGAGCCUGGUCAAACCAGCUGGCAUGACAUCUCAGUCCGUCUGAUCUCGAACCACACACCUCAUCAAGAUUUCACAAUAUCAAGAGUGCACAUAGAUGAUUAUGAUCUUAUAAUCCCUGUAGCAUACAGAUAUGCAGGAGUGCACAUAUAUGUAUGGUAUGCCCCAAUUGGUUGAUUAUUCAUACUCUUGGCUGAGUGUUUCCCUUAUGAUGCAAUGUAAGAGACCUGAACAAAGUUUUAUGCUUUGGUUGUGAAUGCCCGUUUUCGAAAGAGCCCGGUUGUGAAAAUACUUUGGAUUUCUUGUUUGAUUAUUGAAGAUCAAAGGGCUAUUCUUUGAGAUAAUGCUAAAGUAAUUUGUUUUUCAAGAUGGUGGAAGCAAUAAGCAUGCAUCUUGGACAAUACGCUCCUACCUUCUUUUCUUCUUUAAUUUACUUUGCUUUUCCCCUACUGUGAGUCUGUGACUCUGCAGUUCUUGGAUAAGAACUUCUGUAUGUAUCAACAAGAAGAAGGUUCUGAUUAGAACUGUUGUUCUUUCUACCAGUAUUUGUCAUCUGCAUAAAUUUUUCUGUUUGCAACUUAGUAGGUAGGAUCAAAGAUCAAUAUUUACUUAUUUGAACAUAAUUAAUCGGACUGAUAAGAAUCGAUAUUUUUAUCGGGUACUGGGAAGAUGGUGGUUCCAACAACGAUGUGUGCUUUCAUUUGACUUGCUUGGCAUGACAAUAUUGCCGGCCAUCGAGAAUCUCAAGCUAAGAGGCAUUCAGGUCCUUCAUAGGUGUGUUCUUGCAUCGUGUCGAGUUCAUCGUUCACAUAUUGAUGCUUUGUGGCUUUAACCUAAACUUUGGUAUAGGGUUCUUCUCCAGUCUUUACAUAAAAGGUGUAUUGUUCGUCUGUGUAUGUCCAAACAUAUGCAUGAUAGGAUUUUCAGGAUCUAGGCAAGGCCAUAAUCCUGAAGAUCAGGCAAGGCAGGUUUUCUAGUUAGAGCUUUACAGGACCAUUAUUGCACUUUGAACAAACUAGUGCUGUCGAUCAUCAUGCAAACCAAGGGUCAAGAAUCAAGAGACAUCAUAACCAAGCUAUCAAGUGACAAAGAUUGCCAUUACAUCAUUAAUUUUCUUAUUACUCUGCUUCUUUAUUAAUUGUGAAACAAUUAUUUUUUUUUUUUAUAAGGAAUCGUGAAACAAUUAAAGUAAGCCACAAACUGAACUUUAUCCCACAAACGAGUUAACUGUAUUUAGUUAGAGCCUAAUCCAACCUAAUACUUCAUUUUUUUACAAGGACAAAACAAAGUCCUAGUUCAUCCUUACUAUCAUUCCUCUUUUAUCCCAUUUUUCUCCCCAUAAUUGCUUGCUUAGCAUCUCCUUCAACAUGGUCACACUUUCCAUUCUUUGCUUCUGUUAGUGAACUUAUUCACAACAAAUUUGUCGAAUUGUAUAGAUCUCUUUUAUUCAAAGUAUUACAACACAAAAUUGGCAUGAAAUCUUCAUAUGUUAUGCAUUAGACACUUUGGCAACAAGAGUAAAGUCGGUACGGUUCACCUCUUUUAGCAUUUAUCUAGUUCUAAAAAUUGCAACACCACCUCCUUAACAUCAUGACCAAUAAGAUCAAAUACAAAUUUGUAUAAAGGAAUAUCGAAAUUGUAAGCUAAUCGAGUGUCUGAUGUGCUACCUUAUUUAAUUGGUCCAUCUUAGAGGUGGCAAAUGGAUUGGAUUGGUGGAUCCAUGGAUCUAUUGGAUUGGUGGAUUCAUGGAUUGGAUCAAGUGGAUUGGUGGAUUAUCCAUGAAUCCAAAUGACAUCUUCAACCAAGGACCAAUAUGUAAAAUGUAAAAAGUUUAGGUACUAAAAUGUCACAAUAAAAAAUUUUAGGUACC
Messenger RNA from Linum trigynum, 3323 nucleotides. The record is from the annotation of a GenBank genome assembly. NCBI's taxonomy places the organism in Eukaryota, Viridiplantae, Streptophyta, Magnoliopsida, Malpighiales, Linaceae.